This is a messenger RNA of Ictidomys tridecemlineatus (thirteen-lined ground squirrel), 5350 nucleotides long. Lineage: Eukaryota; Metazoa; Chordata; Mammalia; Rodentia; Sciuridae. The record is from RefSeq and is a predicted model, not a curated record.
ACUCGGGGCCCAGCCAUGGCAGACCAGGAGCCCCUCUGCAGCUCCAGCUGGGAGGCCCCACAGGGCAAGAGCUCCCUGGACUCAGCGUGGUCAUGGAUUCCAAUAAUGAGAGACCCUGGAUGGAUUCGAAAUGUGUGGCCUUCAAACAUUAAUGCCCAGACCAUGAACUACGUUGGGCAGCUGGCCGGCCAGGUGUUUGUCACUGUGAAGGAGCUCUACAAGGGGUUGAACCCUGCUACUCUGUCGGGAUGCAUCGAUAUCAUUGUCAUCCGGCAGCCCAAUGGGAGUCUGCAGUGCUCCCCUUUCCAUGUCCGCUUCGGGAAGAUGGGGGUUCUGCGUUCCCGGGAGAAAGUGGUUGACAUAGAAAUCAACGGUGAAUCCGUGGAUUUGCAUAUGAAGUUGGGUGAUAAUGGAGAAGCAUUUUUUGUUCAAGAGACUGAUAAUGAUCAGGAAGUGAUCCCCAUGUACCUGGCCACCUCCCCUAUCCUGUCCGAAGGAGCUUCGAGAAUGGAGUCCCAGCUGAAAAGGAACUCGGCAGACAGGGUGAGGAGCCUGGACCCUUGCACGCCUCCCCAGGUUGUGCCACCCAGCGAGACCUCGUCCAGUGGCUCCUUGGUAAAGAAGAGGCGGAAAAGGAGGAGGAAGUCCCAACUGGACAGCCUGAAGAGGGAUGACAACACGAACACGUCUGAGGACGAAGACAUGUUUCCCAUAGAGAUGAGCUCGGAUGAGGACUCAGGGCCGCUGGACGGCAGCAGAACUCUUCCUAGUGACAUACCGCCAUUCCAAGAUGAGAUUCCCAAGGAAAACCUCCCCUCAGUCUUGCCUUAUCCCCAGUCAGCAUCAUACCCCAAUUCAGAUCGAGAGUGGUCCCCCAACCCCAGCAGCCCGGUAGAUGGCAAAAGGACUCCCCCUCAUCUUGCAGCUGCCGCCGAGGGUGGCCUGUCUAGUUCCUGCCCUCCGCAGCCUUCCCACUUCCAUGCUUCAGAAAGUCCUUCAGGUUCCCGACCCUCAACGCCUAAAAGUGAUUCCGAGCUGGUCAGUAAGUCGACGGACAGGUCAGCACUGAAGAGCAACCUAGAAAUGCUCUGGCUCUGGGGAGAGCUGCCACAGGCAGCAAAGUCGUCUUCUCCACACAAGAUGAAAGAGUCCAGCCCACUGUGCAGUAGAAAAAUUUGUGAUAAAAUUCACUUUCAGACCAUUCACAGCGAAUCUUCAGAUACUUUUAGUGACCAAUCACCAACUUUGGCCAGAGGGCCUCUUUCAGACCAGAAUAAGCCUCCGACAGAGAUGCAGUUUGUCAGUGAAGAAGACCUAGAGGCCUUGGGAGCAGCAGCCCCGCCAUUGCCUAUGGCGGAAGAACUCAAGGCCCCGGCUGCCAGUGCAGUGCCCACUGCGAGCAAGAUGGACUCUCCUUCCCGGAAAAGAGAUAAACGAAGCAGACACCUCGGUGCUGAUGGCGUCUACUUGGACGACCUCACAGACAUGGAUCCUGAGGUGGCAGCCCUGUAUUUUCCCAAAAACGGAGACCCUCCUUCGCUCGCCAAACACACCAGCGACAACGGAGCCCGGUCAGCCAACCAGUCCCCGCAUUCUGUGGGCAGCUCAGGUGCUGACAGUGGCAUGGAGAGCACCUCGGACGGCCUGAGGGACCUGCCAUCAAUUGCCAUCUCCCUCUGUGGGGGCCUCAGUGACCACCGGGAAAUCACGAAAGAUGCGUUUUUGGAGCAAGCUGUGUCCUAUCAGCAGUUUGUGGACAACCCUGCUAUCAUCGAUGACCCCAAUCUUGUGGUGAAGAUCGGGAAUAAAUAUUAUAAUUGGACGACGGCAGCACCUCUACUGCUGGCAAUGCAGGCCUUCCAGAAACCUUUGCCAAAGUCUUCAUGCUUAAGUUACCUUCAUGAAAUUUUGGACACCAUUAGGUUUUGCUUCUCUAAAAUUCUUAAUUCACAAUUAGCCACUGUGGAAUCUAUCAUGAGGGAUAAGAUGCCCAAAAAGGGAGGAAGAUGGUGGUUUUCUUGGAGGGGAAGAAACACCACGAUCAAAGAGGAGAGUAAGCCUGAGCAGUGCUUGGCUGGAAAGGGCCACAGCACUGGAGAGCAGCCGUCACAGCUGAGCAUGGCCACCAGAAUAAAGCACGAAUCAUCCUCCAGUGACGAAGAGCAUGCAGCUGCCAAGCCUUCCAGUGUGAGCCACCUCCCUCUUUUGUCUAACGUCAGCUACAAAAAGACUCUCCGGCUCACAUCGGAGCAGCUGAAAAGCUUGAAGUUGAAGAAUGGCCCCAAUGACGUGGUUUUCAGUGUCACCACACAGUAUCAAGGCACCUGUCGCUGUGAAGGCACCAUCUAUCUGUGGAACUGGGAUGAUAAAGUCGUCAUUUCUGAUAUUGACGGCACCAUCACGAGAUCAGAUACCCUUGGCCACAUUUUGCCCACCCUCGGGAAGGAUUGGACCCACCAGGGCAUUGCGAAGUUGUACCAUAAAGUGAGCCAAAAUGGAUAUAAGUUUCUCUACUGUUCUGCACGUGCCAUCGGGAUGGCAGACAUGACACGGGGCUACCUGCACUGGGUCAACGAGAGGGGCACGGUGCUGCCGCAGGGGCCGCUGCUGCUCAGCCCCAGCAGCCUCUUCUCCGCCUUGCACAGAGAAGUGAUUGAAAAGAAGCCAGAAAAGUUUAAAGUCCAGUGUUUAACCGACAUCAAAAACCUGUUUUUCCCCAAUACGGAACCCUUUUAUGCUGCAUUUGGAAACCGGCCGGCUGACGUGUAUUCCUACAAGCAAGUGGGGGUGUCCUUGAACAGAAUCUUCACUGUCAACCCUAAAGGAGAGCUGGUACAGGAGCAUGCCAAGACCAACAUCUCCUCGUAUGUGAGGCUGUGUGAGGUGGUUGACCACGUCUUCCCGUUGCUGAAGAGAAGUCAUUCUUCGGACUUCCCCUGCGCGGACACUUUCAGUAACUUCACCUUCUGGAGAGAGCCGCCGCCACCUUUUGAGAACCAGGACAUUCAUUCUGCUUCAGCAUAGUACAUGCCACACAGCCUCCUGCAGUGGUGCGGGAGCCUGUCACCACUAAAGAACGGGUUGUGGGGACCCUGGAGCCGGCACUGGGAGCCCAUGUGUGCUCAUUUUCUUAGAAUUGAGGAGCAUUCUCCCCUUCCCCCUGCCAUGGGGUGACGUUUCUGAGUACACCACGGAGGUUGGACCCUCUAGCCAGGAGUGGGGUGUUCCUGGGUGCCAGGCAUCCUCAGUGUGGCUGCUGCCCACGGCAGCACUGAGCCCCAGCCUGCUCCAGGGUCAGUUCUGGUUGAUGUGCAAUAUGGGGCUCCAAUGCCCAAGCAGAGGCUUGCCCCCUGACGAGGUUCAGCUGAGGAUUGCCAGAUGUGCAUGGCUGGGGUCCUGGGGGGCCACACUCCCAUGGCAGCGACAUUUGUGUUGCCUUCUGCAGAGGGUGGACAGGGCAGUGAAGGGUCAAGUGGCCUGAACCCGAGGUCCCUGAUGGCAACCUGACCCUCGUGGGGUCGGGGCCUUGAGCAGGCCUUAGUCUUGGCCCCGUGGUUGUUCCCUGGCAGUGUUUGCUGACUACCCUCAUUUUUAGGUGACAUGUUCUUAGUUCCUUUGGUUAGAGGCAGCCUGCAUAUCCCCCCAUUCUUUGUGGCUCAAGGCUGGGACAUUUUUGCCUUAAUGCAUCCGUGGCAGACAUUUUCCUUGGAAUGCGCUGUGUCCAGCUCUAACUGCUAUGCCUUCAAGGAAAAUGAUCGUGACUUUUAAGGCGCAUUUCAAAUCAGUUCAACAUGCCAUUGUCACCCUUUCACUCAGCGAGGUGGCGCUGAUCAUGUGGCCUUGACCGGGGCUUAUGCUGAAGGGUGAUGACGUUGAUUUUUGUUGGGAGCUCUCAAAAGAAACUGGUUGGUUUUAAGAAAACAGUUUCAAGCAGUUGAAUUCUAUCCUUUAUAGAUAUUAUUUAUUGCUUCACUCUGAUUGGGUCACUGUUGUAAGCACCCUAGCCAUAUUCUUUCAAUUACAACUGUUAUUAAUACAUUAAAAAGCGAGUGUGCUAGACAUCUGAAGAGCCUUAUUCUGUGUAUCUCAUGACUGACCUUCUUUUGGAAUUAUGAAUAAUUUAUUUUUCUUAGCUUUUUCCACUCAAAUUAAGGGUAAGGUUAAAAGUAAUAAUUUGAGUGACAUUCUUGAAGCCAGUAGAAGGUGGUUCUGUUUAUUAAUCUAGCUGAUGGAAAGAACAAUGUGAAAAAUGAAAGAAUUAUUUUGGUAAAAUAUUUUGCUUUACAUUUUUGAAGUAUUUUUUUAAGGAGUGUUUUACUGUGACGACUGAAAUGCUUUCCAAUUAAAUUUCAUUGUUAGAAUUGUAGGCGCAAAGCACGGAGCGGCUGAAGGAAAUGUUACUCUUUCUGUGAAAGAAAACCCGGCCUCAUUGCCUUUGUUGUGGUUGGUGGGCUGUUAAGGAUGGGUGGCUCCACUGAGCUGUUCGUGGGGACACCCAGAGUCCGGCAGAUUGCAGACUUCCUAGAGACGUGGACAUGCAUGUGCAAAUUCCCUUUGGGAAGUGUUAAAAUUAAUUAAAAAUAUUCCUGCCUUAAUGAACUCCUGUUUGUUCUCUGCUGGCCUUUAGAAGGCACAUGAUUCUUCUGCCACCAGGGAGUGUGAGUGAAUUUUCACUGCUCACUAGCCUGCAGAGGUCCCAUGCUUUCUGCCUUGCGCCCCAAGGGAGCCUUAGUGGGGGGAAUGGUUGCAACUCACUCUUCACCUGCUCUGUAGGCUGCUCUCCAAGUGAAGCCUGAGAGCACGCACUUUGGACACUAAUUUGAUGUACCUUGAAUUUCCAUAGACCCCCCCCCCCCCGAAACAGAGCACACCUUCCAUUGAGUCACACUCACUCACACGUGAGCCCUGGGUGGGCUGUAAGAUUAGCACCUGUCUUACAGCUUCUGAAAACGAGGUUUAUAUGUGGCCGCACCCAGGAAUAGGCGGAUUAUUUAUCUGUGUGUGUGCUGUGACCUGGUGACCCCAAGGUCAUAUGCUAGACAGCUGUAUUUGGACCACACGUUUCAAAUGGGUCCAUGGAAGUGAAUCACUCCAUUGUGAGAGUUCUCCAAAUGUCUGUCACACAGGAUGAGGAAGAAAGUAUAUAUCUGGAACAUGAGAGAAAAAUGGUUACACCUUCAAAAAGAAUUCCCCUUUUGUCCUGAGGUUUGGAUCACCACUUUAUUUUGACAGUGUUUGAUGUGUGUUUGUAUAUGCUGGUGCAAUGAUGAAAAUCACUGUAAUACUUCAUUAUGUUGUGCUGGAUGCAAAGCUAAAAAAUAUUGUAAUAAAUGAUGAGGUGGAUAAAAGA